Messenger RNA from Paramecium octaurelia, 588 nucleotides. The record is from the annotation of a GenBank genome assembly. Lineage: Eukaryota; Ciliophora; Oligohymenophorea; Peniculida; Parameciidae.
AUGUAAUAAUGUUAUAUCGAAGAUGAAUUCGAUGUCGAAGAUGUAAGUCCUUGGCAGGAAAUUAAUUUGUCUCCACAGUAAACACUUUUUAAAUCAAAUCAAUAGUAUCGAAGUUCAACAAUUUAUUCUGGCAAGGAUGAAAAGUAGAAAGUAACAAAUACAAAAACCAGUUAUUCUAAUUAAACAAAACAGACAGCAGCAGCAACUAUAACAGAUUUUCCUAUAAGAUGUUUAAGAAACAGAGUUAGGAGCAUAAAUUAAACACAGAAAUAGUUUUUAAUAGCAACUCCUGUAAAAUAAUAUUGUGAUUUUAAACUGUCAAAGGAGUUGUUGAUGAAUAGGAAUACUGCUGAUUUUCCUAAAUAAACUUUGCCUCGGAAUUUCUUAUCAUUCUAAAGACUAAAGAAGUCCCAGGGCAGAAAAAAAACUGUUCAUUCUCAAGAACUCAAUCCAUAAUUAUUAUAGCUUUAGAUGCAAAUGAAAAAAAUGGAAGAACAAGUGUAAUAAUAAAAGAAAUCAUGUUGGGAAAUUGGUGCUCGUAGACUCUCAAACCCAAAAUUUUAAACUUUUCUAAGUACUUAAGUUUGA